Messenger RNA from Contarinia nasturtii (swede midge), 1699 nucleotides. Its product is annotated as peptide transporter family 1-like. The record is from RefSeq and is a predicted model, not a curated record. NCBI's taxonomy places the organism in Eukaryota, Metazoa, Arthropoda, Insecta, Diptera, Cecidomyiidae. The transcript has 7 exons. Gene Ontology annotation, biological process: oligopeptide transport; transmembrane transport. Gene Ontology annotation, molecular function: dipeptide transmembrane transporter activity. Bases 55 to 1560 code for a protein of 501 amino acids. Gene Ontology annotation, cellular component: membrane.
AGUAUUGUCUUUCAUAAAGUUCGGAAGUGAAAUAGAAAUUGAGUUUCAACAACAAUGAACGAACCACACGGACAAACUGUUAACGGUGUGCCAAUGCAUGAUGUACCUCAAAGGUUGGCUUAUCCCAAACGAGUUUUUCUGAUCAUUGGAAAUGAAUUUUGUGAACGAUUCAAUUUCUAUGGAUUGAGAACCAUUUUGACAAUAUAUUUGACAGACAAACUCGGGUAUUCAGCUGAUGACGCCACUGUUUUAUAUCACGUAUAUAUAAUGUUAGUCUAUUUCAUGUGUAUCUUUGGUGGCAUUUUGUCUGAUACGUGGUUGGGAAAAUUCAAUACCAUUUUGUAUUUGUCCAUUGUUUACUCGAUUGGAAGUGUAAUUGUUUCGGUUGGAGCAAUUCCAAUUGGAUUUUCACCUAAGGCAGCUCUAUACAUCGGAUUAGCUCUGAUUUCUGUCGGUAGUGGUGGAAUAAAACCGUGCGUAUCCGCCUUUGGUGGGGAUCAGUUCAAAUUACCGGAACAAGCGGCACAAGUUGCAAAAUACUUUUCCCUGUUUUACUUUUCAAUUAAUGCUGGAUCGCUUGUUUCAACCACAUUAACGCCAGUUCUUAGAGAAGACGUUCAUUGUUUUGGAGAAACAAGCUGUUAUUCACUUGCGUUUGGAGUUCCUGCCGUUUUGAUGAUACUAUCUAUUUUGUUCUUUUUGAUCGGAAAGUCGUCGUACACAUAUGUUAAAACAUCAUCAGAGAACAUGAUCAUAAAAAUGUUCAAAUGCAUAUGCCAUGCAAUCGUGACCAAAAGACGUGAAGGAAAAAGAAGCCCUCACAAAAAUCUUCUAGAUUACUCGAUAGAUAAGUAUGGAGCUGAAUUGGUUGGUGACAUAAGAACAUUGAAGAAGAUUUUGAUUCUUUAUUUGCCUUUGCCUUUGUUUUGGUCACUUUUUGAUCAGCAAGGAAGUCGCUGGACACUGCAGGCCAAACACAUGAACGGAGAUCUUGGAUUUUACACCAUAAAAGCCGAUCAAAUCCAACUGAUGAAUCCACUUAUGAUUCUCACGUUCAUUCCGGCAUUUGAAGCAAUUGUUUAUCCCUUUUUGAAUAAAAUCGGACUUGGACGACCAUUACAACGGCUUACCAUUGGUGGACUCUUGGCCGGUGCUUCAUUUUUCCUAUCAGCACUUGUUGAAUUCUGGAUUGAAUCGUCGGAUGAAAAAUCUGUAAAUCUACUGUGGCAGGUGCCGCAAUAUGUAGUCAUUACUAUGGGAGAAGUGAUGUUUUCAGUAACCGGCUUAUCGUUCUCGUAUGAUCAAGCACCCGAAAGUAUGCGAUCUGUUGUACAAGCGUUUUGGCUUUUGACCGUUGCAUUCGGAAAUGUAAUUAUUGUGUAUAUAUCUGGAAUGCGUUUCUUCGAAUCACAAGCUUUCGAAUUCAUUCUGUUCGGGUCAUUAAUGUUCCUCGAUAUGUUCUUAUUCGCCUUUAUUGCACGUUCAUUCAAAAGCUCAACCACAAAUGAAGCUCAACAAACUAUGUAUUUGAAUAACAUCGAAGAGAAAUCAUCAGCGUGAAAGACUGACGUUUAUUUUCAUGUUUUAACCUACUAAAUUUGCAAAUUUUGUCACCACAAUUUAAUUGAAGCCAUAAUUUAUUCUUUUAAAAAUCAUCAAAUUUUUGCAUGGCAUUUAGAAUUAAGACGAUUAGAAUUUU